Beauveria bassiana ARSEF 2860 is the source of this 1860-nucleotide messenger RNA. Its product is annotated as carrier protein YMC1, mitochondrial. Lineage: Eukaryota; Fungi; Ascomycota; Sordariomycetes; Hypocreales; Cordycipitaceae. The transcript has 6 exons. The record is from RefSeq and is a predicted model, not a curated record. Gene Ontology annotation, biological process: mitochondrial L-ornithine transmembrane transport. Gene Ontology annotation, molecular function: L-ornithine transmembrane transporter activity; carbon-sulfur lyase activity. The coding region runs from base 1 to 1860 and encodes 619 amino acids.
AUGACGUCAAACGACAGCGCCUCCUCGCUCCGCACUUAUAGAGGCAACUGCCACUGCGGGGCAUUUGUCUACGAGGCAGAGCUGCCCGAGAUCACGGCCGCUUCCGAGUGCCCGUGCAGCAUCUGCCGGAAAAAGGGCUACCUGUUUGUGGGCACCAACUCCAAGACGCAUUUCAAAGUGGUCAAGGGCUCGCUGGAGAGUCUGUCCGAGUACACGUUUGGGACCAAGGCGCUGCACCACAAGUUUUGUUCUCAUUGCGGAACGGCGGUUCUGGCGACUGUUCCAACGGUACAGGCGCCGAGAAAGGAUAUUUAUCUGAAUGUGCACGCCAUUCAAGGCAUCAAUACUUGGACGCUCGAACGUACGCCCAUCGAUGGGACCAAGAUUGGAAACCCUUACGAAGAGCCCAAGCAUAUCGGGCCCCUGCCGGCCGUCGAAGUUGAAGGCGGGCAGCUCUACACGGGCAGCUGCCACUGCGGCAAGCUCACCAUUGCCGCCGUGAUCAAAACGCUCGAAGACGACCGGGACUCUGGCAUGAUUGAAUGUAACUGCAGCAUCUGCGAGCGUAAUGCCUAUCUGUGGGUGUACCCCAAAACCGAGCAGGUGGUGCUGUCAGGUAAGGAAGAGGAUAUUGCGCGGUACCGCUUCAACCACGAGGUGCUGGCCAAGCCGUUUUGCAGGACGUGCGGCGUCAGCAUGAGCAAUCCGGUCAACGAGAAGACGACGGCCGACGAGGCGGCCGCCAGAAUGCCGGACGCGGACGCGGCGCAGCGGGACAAGGUGCGUCGGAUCAUGGCGCAUCACCGCACCAUACACCCGGUGAAUGUGCGGACGCUGCACGGCGUGGACCUGAGCAGGCUGCACGUAAGGAGGUUGGACGGGGCAAAGUUGAUUGCGCCGCCGUACCUACUCCGAAGCCAAUACACCACCACCACCACAACCACCGCCACCAUGGGCGCGCCCAUUGUCGAUCUCGAACCUCCCCAAGGCUCCUCCCAAGCCGCCAAGGACCUCUUCUCCGGCGCCGUCGGCGGCAUCGCGCAGGUCCUCAUCGGCCAGCCCUUUGACAUUGUCAAGGUGCGCCUGCAAACCACGACGCAGUACCGCGGGGCCCUCGACGCCGCCGCCUCCAUCUACCGCCACGAGGGCGCCCUCGCCUUCUACAAGGGCACCCUGACGCCGCUCAUUGGCAUCGGCGCCUGCGUCUCUGUCCAGUUCGCCGCCUUUCACGCCGCGCGCCGCUGGUUCGAGCAGCGCAGCGGCACCCUCCCCGGCGAGCGCCUCGCCUACUCUCAAUACUACGCGGCCGGCGCGUUUGCGGGCGUCGCCAACACGGUGCUCUCCAGCCCCAUUGAGCAUAUCCGCAUCCGGCUGCAGAGCCAGCCGCACGGCGCGGGCAGGUUGUACAGCGGGCCCGUCGACUGCGUGCGCAAGAUUGCCGGCGAGGCUGGCGUGCUCGGCGGCUUGUACCGCGGCACCUCGGUCACGCUGCUGCGCGAGGCGACGGCGUACGGCGCGUGGUUUACCGCGUUUGAGUGGAUGAUGAAUGCCGACGCCCGCCGCACGGGCGUCGACCGCAAGGACGUGCCCGGCUGGAAGGUGGCCUUUUACGGCGGCCUGGCCGGCGAGUGCCUCUGGCUCGCCUCGUACCCCUUUGACGUGGUCAAGAGCAAGAUGCAGACGGACGGGUUCGGGAAGCGCCAGCAGUUCAAGUCGAUGCGAGACUGCUUCGCCGCGACGUAUAGGGCUGGCGGGCUGGCGGGCUUCUGGAAGGGCAUUGGGCCGACGCUGCUGCGUGCCAUGCCUGUCAGCGCGGGCACAUUUGCGGUGGUUGAGAUGACGAUGCGCGCUCUCAGCUAA